AUAUUUUGUUUUAUUUCCAGGGUAAACAGUGUACCUUACAACCACUAAGAUUGAUUACAACUCAGCAACGAUGGGUGAGGCGGGAGAGGCGCCGACCCCAGCUGUGGUGAAAGAGGGAUGGCUCAACAAACGAGGUGAGCACAUCAAGAAUUGGCGGCAGCGGUACUUCUUUCUCCUAGAGGAUGGGACACUCCUGGGCUUCAAGACCAAGCCAGAACAUGGACUGGCAGACCCCCUUAAUAAUUUCACUGUAAAGCGCUGCCAGAUUCUGAAAACAGAGAAGCCACGUCCCAACACUUUUAUUAUACGAGGUCUACAUUGGACUACUGUCAUAGAGCGAACUUUUAAUGCACAAUCUGCUAGUGACAGAGAAGCAUGGAUGGAAGCAAUAAAGCAAGUGGCGGAGCGAAUAGCAGAGGUGGAUGCGACGUCUGGUCAGAAUGUCCAGAUCCAGCCAGCAGAUUGCGUUGACAUUAAACUCAAUUAUUCACAGGAGGAUGAUGAUGGGCUUGGGGCGAGAAGCUCAAAGAAGAAAAGAAAAAUUACACUGGAUAAUUUUGAAUUCUUAAAGGUACUUGGUAAAGGCACUUUUGGAAAAGUAAUCUUGUGUCGAGAGAAGAGUAGUAAUCACUUUUAUGCUAUCAAGAUCCUUCGUAAGGAUGUAAUUAUUAAGCGCGAUGAAGUUGCUCACACACUGACAGAAAACCGAGUAUUGCAAAGGGUUGACCACCCUUUCUUAACGUACCUCAAGUACUCAUUCCAAACAAAUGACCGCCUGUGCUUUGUAAUGGAAUAUGUGAAUGGUGGAGAGCUCUUCUUCCACCUCAACCAGGAACGCAUUUUCCCAGAGGAACGUGCCAAAUUCUAUGGGGCUGAGAUCUGCUUAGCUCUGGGAUACCUCCAUGAGAGAAACAUUAUAUAUCGUGAUUUAAAGCUAGAGAACUUACUCUUGGAUGCUGAUGGUCACAUUAAGAUUGCUGAUUUUGGUUUAUGCAAAGAAGAUAUAUCAUAUGGUUCUACGACACGAACUUUCUGUGGUACACCAGAGUAUCUGGCUCCUGAGGUACUUGAAGAAAAUGACUAUGGACGAGGUGUUGACUGGUGGGGCUAUGGAGUGUGUCUCUAUGAGAUGAUGGUAGGACGUCUUCCCUUUUAUGACAAAGAUCAUGACAAACUCUUCCAACUCAUCGUUUGUGAAGAUGUAAGAUUCCCACGUACAAUAUCACAAGAAGCACGAGACCUCCUCAGGGGCCUGCUGCACAAGGACCCAAACACACGUCUUGGAGGUGGACCUAGAGAUGUGAAAGAGGUUCAGAAUCACCCCUUCUACAUCACCAUCAACUGGAAAUUACUGGAGGAGAAGAAAAUCACACCUCCUUUCAAACCACAAGUAACAAGUGAGACAGAUACACGGUACUUCGACCGAGAGUUUACAGGAGAGUCGGUGCAGCUCACUCCCCCAGACCAGGGAGAACAUCUCAACAGCAUUGAUGAAGAGUCAGAAUACUUUACAUUCAACCAGUUUUCAUACCAGGAUAUCUCAUCAACCCUUGGCAGCUCACUAGCAUCAAGCCUCAAUUCCCUAGAUGUUACAGAAGAAGGAUUGCUUGUCAACACUUACACAGUGCACAUGGACAGUGCUGUAUACAUAUAUAUAUUAGUAAGGGAGGAAGAAUGGUGUGUAAGAAUCUGUGAAACCCUUUCAGAUAUUUUGUAUUUACCCAUUUUUAGAUGAAACUGGAAGAAUAAAUACUUUGACAAGACCUGCAAGGCUUAGCAAAGUAAUUUAUCAUCACAUACACUACACUAAUACAUGUAGAAGGACUGAGAAAUACUAUGUGUUAGAAAUUAAGUGAACCCAAAAAAUGCAUUUUUUCUAUUUGCUUCUGGUGAAUAUUUACUGUAGGAUUUACUAAUGUUGUCACUUUGAAAAGUAAUUUAUAUCUACAGAACAUGACACAAACCCAUUUUUAUCUUUCUUUUUGGAUUAUUUCAACUCUAUGAAAAGAAUUGUAGCAAAAUGAAACAUCCUGACUCUUGGUUUGUUAAUGCUCAUUUGCCUAGCAUUGGUUACCACAUCCUUCACUGCAUACAGACCUCCCAAACAGUGCAUAAAUGGAAUGAAUCUAAAAUAAUUGUUUUUCAAUCCAGCAAGAGGUAUUAUGCACCUGGAUCCUUUCAAGAACAGCCCUGGAAUUCAUUCUUAAUUUAAAUGCUGUUUUGUAAGGCUGGGACUUGCAGUCUUCCAUUGCUGGAGUUGAUGUCAGUGUUUAUGCUGUCAUGAGUAAAAAUGUUAAUACUGUGUACCAACUGGUUGAAUAAGACUUAUUAAAGGUAACAGAUGUGUAUCAAACACUUCACCUUCAAUUUGAUGCUGUAUUGCAUAAUUGUGCAAAAUAUUAUCAUAUCUUUAAUUUUGAACUGUUAAAAGUGAAUGUCCUUACAACAUAUAGACUGAGUACACAAUUAAAUCUAUAGUCAUUGAUGAUCUGUUAACAUAUAGCAGUGAAAAUGGCAGGUGUGUAUGGAAGAAUUUUUAUGCCCAGGAAAUAUUUACAUUAUGAUAACACUAAUGCCAACAGGAAUCAUGUUUCCAUGCCCUGUCCACUAUUAUUUAAUCAACCUUAUCUAACUUAUUCAUCCUGUACCCUGAGUUUUCAGAAAGAAAAGUUUCUAUAUUUAUCAUGAUUAUAAUAAAAAAGUGUUUAUGACUAUGAUAUUAGAAAAAAUGAAUUUUUAGUGAUUUAAGGGACUGUGAAGCCACCUUUGCAAAAUAAAAUAGACAAAACAGAACUAUAGUUAACAGUGCAUGUAUCUAGUGCCAAUAUGUUAAAAUCUAGGGUUCACUUAUUUUCUCACCUGAAAAUAUUUAAUGAUUGAACACAUGUUGGACUAUGUAACUUUUAUGUAUGUACUUACUCAUGCAGUUUUAAUUUGUUUUCAGAGAUUGUGAUAUUUUGCUUAGCUUUUGGCCUAAAAAAGGGAUAAAUACAGUAUCCAUUAGGGUUCAGUAAACUUUACACCUCUACACUGUGUUCUCAAAAGAUGCAUGCUGAUAGUAUGUGGACAAAAUGAGCUUACUAUUAUAUCAUGAUUAAUGCCAGGGAAAAAAAGUUUAUUUGGUAUUUAGAAAGAGAAAUUUGAAAAGAAAUGGUUUAAAACAUUUUAUAAUGUAUGUAUAUGUAUUUUGUACAGUGUGUAUCAUAAUAUUACUUAUGCUGGAAUAAGGUAUUGCUGUAAACUGAUCCAUUUGU
Penaeus indicus is the source of this 3254-nucleotide messenger RNA. It is a transcript of the gene Akt, whose product is annotated as RAC-alpha serine/threonine-protein kinase-like. The transcript has 13 exons. Gene Ontology annotation, biological process: protein phosphorylation. Lineage: Eukaryota; Metazoa; Arthropoda; Malacostraca; Decapoda; Penaeidae. Gene Ontology annotation, molecular function: ATP binding; protein serine/threonine kinase activity. Gene Ontology annotation, cellular component: nucleus; cytoplasm. The record is from RefSeq and is a predicted model, not a curated record. The coding region runs from base 71 to 1735 and encodes 554 amino acids.